Molecule: messenger RNA, 1400 nt
Organism: Papaver somniferum (opium poppy)
Lineage: Eukaryota; Viridiplantae; Streptophyta; Magnoliopsida; Ranunculales; Papaveraceae
Product: transcription factor MYB26-like
Exons: 3
Coding region: 138-1166 (342 amino acids)
Source: RefSeq, a predicted model, not a curated record
UGAUUUCAUACUGGAUAUAGUUACGGGCCGGUUUCCAUAACUCCGAUUAAAAAAAGGAGGCAAAGGAUAAACAGAUAUACUCAUAUACAUACAGAAAGGGGAAGAGAUUGAAUUAGGAGUUCGGUCUAGAUCGACCGAUGGGCCAACAUUCUUGUUGUAACCAACAGAAGGUUAAAAGGGGUCUUUGGUCACCGGAGGAAGACGAAAAACUCACUCAUUACAUUACUAAUAAUGGCUAUGGUUGUUGGAGUGAAGUUCCUGACAGAGCUGGCCUUCAGAGAUGUGGUAAGAGUUGCCGUUUAAGAUGGAUCAAUUAUUUGAGACCUGACAUUAGAAGAGGAAGAUUUACGCCGGAGGAGGAGAAGUUGAUCAUCAAACUUCACGGUGUCGUCGGAAACAGAUGGGCUCAUAUAGCAAGUCACUUGCCGGGAAGAACAGACAAUGAGAUAAAGAAUUAUUGGAAUUCAUGGAUAAAGAAGAAAGUAACGCGAAAGUCAUCGUCUUCUCCAUCGCUUAUUUCAUUACCGACAACGUCAUCAUCGGUUCUACCAACAAAUUAUAACAAUGAGCUUCUUCAACAAUCAAGUAAUUACAGUAUGGAUACUCAAGUUGACUUGUUAACUAAUACUACUAAUCUUCAAGAUCACUCGACAUUACUACUCCAAGAAACAAAUACAUUUCCUAAUUUGUUCAUGUUCGACCCCGGUUUGAUCAGUAUUAGUAACAACAGUUUGGAUGUAGAGCAGCAAAAUGACGAUAACAACAACGGAAUCCAUAUUCCGAAAUCUUGGAAAUCAUCAAACGAACAAGACCGGCAGACAACGCUUCUUCCUCUUCAUCCACUACCUGUGUGCAGUAACUUCGCGGCCGGAAUAGUUUCGGAUGAGAACUAUAUGGCAUCAACAUCAUAUUACUCAGAUGAGAGUCAUCUUAACCACCACAAUAUGGUGCCCGCAACGGAGAUUGGGAUGGAUUACUUACAAAGGCAAGACCAUGAGUUAAUGAUAAAUGACAGUGAGGCAUGGGUUGAGAAUGACCAUCAGCAACAACAUGGCCCGGAAAGUUUUCUAAUUUGGGAGAAUUUUGAAGGGCAAAUUAGUGGAGAAGGUUCAUCAAAUAUGGAAGAUAUUUUAUCUUCUUCUUAUCCUUCUUCAUCAUCUUUUUAAUCUUUGAGUUUUCCUAUCUUUUCAUUCUUUUUGGGUGUUUCGUUUAUUUAUGCAAAAAGUGUUUCGACUUUUUCGUUUUUAGGGGCCUCCUUUGUAGAGUUGUGGUUGUGCAGUGUGAUAUAUACAAUUGCAUUCAAGUGAUGCAAAAAAGGAGAAUAACUAAGGGCUUUGAAACAACAAAAAAACUAAAACAUGAGGAAUAUGAUGAAUAAAGUUUUGGGAUUUUUUACUUUA